Messenger RNA from Salvia miltiorrhiza (redroot sage), 1836 nucleotides. RefSeq lists its product as uncharacterized. Lineage: Eukaryota; Viridiplantae; Streptophyta; Magnoliopsida; Lamiales; Lamiaceae. The record is from RefSeq and is a predicted model, not a curated record. Bases 1 to 1836 code for a protein of 611 amino acids. The transcript is spliced from 3 exons.
AUGAAUCAGGUGGAGCCUCCAACCGUUCAAGCACCGCCAGCUCAAGCACCGCCAGCAGAAGGAUGUGGCAUAUGUGGCGAUUUUAGCCACGGAACCAACGAGUGCCACCGAAUGGGGGAGUUCACACCUGAAGGGGAGGCAGAGAACCAGCAGCAGUUCUACCCACCUCAACAGCAGUUCCCCUUUCCUCAGCAGCAGAACUACCCUCAAGCUUACCAGCAACAGCCCCCGCAGUAUCAGCAGUACCAACAACUCCCGAUGCAGCAGGGGAAUUUUCAGCAGCAGCAGCAGCAAUUUCAGACUGCUCCUCAGCAGUUUCAGAAGCAAGCCCAGCCACAGAAGCCGACUCUCGAGGACACCAUGCAAUCUUUUAUGGAGAUGACCAAGCAGAGCAUGGAGUCCCAGUCGGCUACAAUCAAGCGUCUCGAGACAACCGUUGGGCAGCUCUCCGGGACAUUGAACCAGAUGCAGCAGCAACAACAACCAGGGAAGCUCCAUGGACAAGGAUUGCAGCCCCACCAAGCCCAAGCAGUUACUGUUUUACGCAAUGGAAAGGUGGUGGAUAACAAAGUGGAAGCCCCUGUGGAAGAACCACCCAAAGAAGCUCGCAUGGAAGAGCAAGUAAAGGAGCCGUUGCAGCCAAGAGAGGAGGAAAAGGAGAAGGAGAAGGAGCCCGAGGUGAAACUCCACAAGGCUGCCAAGCCAUACAAGCCACCGGUGCCCUACCCAAACCGGUUGAAGAAUGAAAAGCUGGACCAACAGUUCACCGAUUUCUACAACAUGUUGGCAAAGGUGAACGUGAACCUGCCACUCCUGGACGUGAUCAGAAAUGUCCCGGCUUACGUGAAGUUCUUCAAGGAGUUGGCGUCCAAAAAGCGGAAGUUUGUGGACAACGAGAAGAUUCUUGUGUCCGAGGUUGCCAAUUCCAUCAUGCAGCAGCCCUUACCACCCAAGCAACGAGAUCCAGAUAGAUCAGUUAGGUAUCCUCGCGGAGUUAUUGAGGAUAUCCUAGUUAAAGUGGGUGGUUUGAUUGUGCCUGUCGAUUUCGUUGUGCUUGAGAUAGGAGAAGUCCAUGAGAAUGGCAAGGAACACACUUUACUGCUAGGAAGACCAUUCAUGGCCACCACUAACACGUUGAUUGAUGUGAAAAAUGGAACAAUAAAAAUGACCGUGUUAGGAGAGUCUGUGUCUUUUUCUGUGCAUCAUAGUCGCGCUUUGCCAUCAUCUUCUUUCACUAAUGACUGCUCCUAUAUAGAUGCUAUUGAUGGCCUUGCCGAGAUGGUUUUUGCGCAGGAACAAGAGAUAGUGGAGAUCUUUGCAGGAUCGGCGGACAUGGAGGAGUUUGCUCGGGAAGCCGAGGAAAGAGAGAGAGAACGAAGAGACAAACUCCCCAUUGAUGAGCCUGUGGUGCUUGAAGAUGCCACGAAGUGCAAAAAGCCCAAGUUGGAACUCAAGGAUCUCCCUAAACACCUCAAAUAUGUGUACUUGGAAGAAGGAGAGGAGAAGCCCGUGAUCAUAUCCGCCGAGCUCACGCAUGAGCAAGAAAUGGCAUUGAUGGGAGUGCUAAGGAGCAACAAGUUGGCAUUUGGUUGGGGCCUUGCCGACAUUAGUGGUAUUAGCCCCGCCACAUGCAUGCAUCGGAUUCACCUCGAGGAUGGAGCGACACCUAAGAGAGAUGGUCAACGAAGACUCAACCCCGUCCUCAUGGAGGUAGUACGCAAGGAGGUACUCAAACUAUUGGCGGAAGGGAUCAUUUACCCUAUCGCCGAUAGUGAGUGGGUAAGCCCGGGUGCAUGUGGUGCCCAAGAAGGGGGGAAUCACAGUUGUCCUGAAUGA